UCAGCAACAAGUUUGCGGCACGUCGUUCGUGAGAAAGGUUAUGUUACCUGUGAUAGGUGCCAAUCUUCUUCCUUAGCUGCACAGACUCCACUGGAUACCCUGCGACCGUCUUGCCGACCGAGCAGAAAAACGCGCUGUAUAGAAUCGCACUCUAACAAACCGAUAACCUGACAGACAGUGCCCGUGUAUCGAUCAGAUAUAAUUGCCAUCUAGCAAGGGAACCGAGAAAGAGUCCACCGACGCACAACGCACCCAUGAAGUUGCAGCAUUAAUGACACGGGAGGUAUAGCACUCGAUCUCCCCUGUGCGUACCGCUUGCUAGAUAUUGGUUCCCCGUUCGAACGCCUUUACUUGGACCCGUUUGAGAUCGGUGUGUUGCAAUCAGAGUGGAUGAGUGUUUCGCAAUGGACACAGAUCGGGCAACAUCUUGCACGCCACCAUUACCGGCGAUCGAACGUUUACCAGUGCAAUUGACUAAAUAUCAGCAGCACUCACCGUCGAUAGGUAGAAAUGCGCACGAUAGAAAGCAAUCACCUCCAGCAGCGAAAUCAUCCGGCAUCGAUCUGCACGACGGUGACACAGAAACGCGCAGCAGAGAGACGACGGCAAGCGAAUUUGCUGGAAACAGCUUGCAAGAUGAGAAGCGUUUGAAAAGUGCUAAGAAAUCGAGUCGCGAUUCAAGCGCAUCGAAGGAACCGCUGAAAAGCAAGCAUAGCACCGUCGAUUCGGAUUCUGCGGUGCAAACAAAAAAGAAAAUGAAAGAAAAACAAGGCUCCCACGAGCAUGACAACGGUAAGGAACGUCACAGUCGCCAUCACCAUCGGCGGAAAACGGACACCACCACUAACCACGCAUCGGAUGCACACAGUAACGAAGAAACAAACGACCUGCGUGGCGAUGAGCGAAAGAUAAAGAAGCUCAAAAAGCGAAGGUCUCGCUCUGCGGAAGGAAAUGUUGCUCGCGAGCCCAAAAAGAAACAUUCCCGCUCCAGGUCACACAGCCGUCGCUCUAGCAUUAGCCGGCAGAGGGAGGAUGCUGGCAGCAAACGGGAUCAGCGCAGUAUUAGUCAGCCGAGAGAGUCCGUACCACGAAGGGAUGAACCACGCGAACGGUUUAACCAUCAUGGGCGUGAUUUUGGGUAUAACAAUCGCCGAAACACGUUCCACAAACGGCGCUUCAUGGAUGGGAAGCGAAGAAAUGGACCGUUCCGAGCCCGGUUGUCGGGGCCAGCACGAACGGGUGGGACACUGUCGGCCAUGAAGUACACCAAGGUAAAUCCGGUGAUUAGCUGGCGGGAAUGGUUAGUGCCGGUGGAAGAGCCAAAGGAAAAAAAGGUGAAAUAUUCACCCGUCACGAAGAUACAACCGAUCACGCCGGCGAUAGCGGCUUUGCAGGAGUACGAUGAAAGUGAAGGCGAAGCGUCGUCCUCCUCGCAAAGUGCACGUGGUCAGGGCAACGUGGACCGUGAUAAGGAUCGCAAAGCGAUGGAUAUUGAUACGCCAAAAAACAUGAAAGCGUCCAAUCGCGCUUCAUCCGAGAUGGAAAAGCUAACACAAAGGAUCAAAAAGGAAAAGGUUUCAAAUGACGAGCAGGAGGAUAUGGUGCGAGACACGUUCAAGGUGGAUUGCAGCAUUGUAAAGCAGGAACCGCUGACGGAGGAAGACGAUGAGCAUAUACCGGCUCGGAAGCCGACCGUGGAGCACGAACCGGUCAGCAUCAAACCGAAGUUUAGCUGCUCCUUUCUGGAUGAUCUGUCGAGCGGGAAUCUCAUGCUGCUGCCGGACCUUUCUCCCGAUAUCGCUAAGGAGCAGGACACAUUCACGCAUGUCGAUCGAAACCGUAGGGCGGAAAGUGAAUCACCCGAUACGGAUGAUUACGCGUCGAACUGGGAAACGGAAGGACUCGGCAUGAGUCCACCGAGAAGAACACCCACUCCGCUGUUGCGUCCGGCCGUGCCGUCUCCACGUACACCAGACUGCAUCGUCAAAGAAUCCAAACCGACCGUCGAGUUGGAGCUAGCAAACGGAUCGCCUUCGCUGGGUGCCGAAGAAAAGCGCGCCCAUCUUAAACCGCGCAGUAUGCACGAGGAGAUCAUACCGUUGGACGAUUUGCUAAACAUGCAAAACCAGCUGAAAUCGUACCAAUCGAAGCUGGAGGCAAUGCAAAAGUUGAAAGUGAUGCGCAAGCGUACGGAUUCGCCGGAUGUGAACGUACCGGGACAAGCGAGUGAAAAGCUGGCGGAUGAAUACGAUAGCUUCAUGCAAUCGCUCGGACAUACGGGGUCGAGUGGCGAUCGGGACGCGAAUAAGGAAGCGAAAGGAUCCAGCACAACCAGCUCGUCCAGCACUUCGAGCAGUUCAUCGUCUGACUCCAGUUCCGAUUCUUCCAGUUCGUCCGACUCAUCAAACUCAUCAAGCUCCAGCUCGGAAUCCGAUUCCGAGGCAGAUACCGAGGAUGAGAAGCGUUCGGGUGAAGAAACGAAAUCGCAGGAACAAACCAUUGCACCGGGCAAUGACGAACCCGACGAAUCGAACACACCUCCACAUCGACCGAACCUAAUCAUACCGGACUAUCUGUUGCCGAGCGUGGCCGACCAGACGCAAGCGUCCUGCACCAAAAUUUACAGUAUUCGGGACGAUUCGGUGCCAACGGGCGCCAAACCGCUCGAGCUCGACCGCGACAUGCCGAUCAAAUUGAAGUUGCCAACAAAGAACAGAAUUUUACCGUCGUCCGGUGCAUCGGCACUGCUCGGACACGAGGACGAAGACGAUGCGAACCAGUCGAGUGCGCCCGGGCCGGCAACAGAGCAACAAUCAAGCAAACAAUCCACCCCCAAGGAGCAACGUACGAGCAAGGAGCUUGACAAACGAUCGUCGCGCGAACGAUCACACAAUCGGAAGCGAAGCUCGUCUAGAAGGCGCUCGUCCCGUGAACGAGAGCCCAAGACGGGAACUGACAGCCCGCAACGAAAAUCGCGCGAUCUCGAUAAACGUUCGUCGCGCAAGGACCGUUCGUUGCGACAUUCGUCACGCAGUCCACACCGUCAGCGAACGCGCAGUCCACGCAACCGGAAGCGUUCGCCAUCGCGCUCACGCUCACGGUCCCGUUCGCGAUCACGGUAUCGUAGCCUCAGCCCAUCGCAGCGUCGUCCACCGAGUCCACGCGGUCGCAGUCCGCUAGAAUCACGAGCAGUCCGGAAUGCGAGCCGUUCACGGCGGCGCUACUCCGUCGACCGGGAAUGGCCGUCGUCGAGACGUUCACGGUCCCCGUACAACGGCGGACACCGGCGGCCUCCAUCACCCAAAGAUGCUCCACCGAUGAUGGGACACGGUGAGAAUCAGAUCGACAUCAUCACCAGCACGGGCGUACCAUCGCCGAAUGUUCAUUCGCCGGUGACGGGCUACAAGAAAAGCCUAGCCGAUUCGACCAUUAGCGAUGCGGAAUUGGAAUGCCAAAAGCGAAAACAUCUGAUCACCGAUCCGGCGUACAGUGGUGCAGCGUAUUCAAAGUCAGGCUACGCUUAUUACGCUGCUUCCGGUGAAAUGCUGCUAGACCCGGGCAGUGAUCGAUCUGCUGGUACUGGACCUUCGUCCAAAGCGGAAGGUGGUGAUGAAUCCUCACCCAAGCGUAUCUCACUGGACGAUCGUAUAAACAAUAUUGUCCUCGGCAUGAACGGCACAAUUGAUGGGGCGCCGGGUGGAAAGCAACCUCCGCCCGGUAAGCACCACCCGCAGCAUCUUCCUCAGCAUAUGCACCAUCAGCAUCACCACGGUUAUGGUGAAUAUCCUCCCUCCCAUGACAUUUAUCAACCGCCAGCAUCCAGGCAUCAUCUGCCAGCGUCACAUAUGAACUACCCAGGGAGUUAUGGAAAUCAGGAGUACGGUGCGCCGCCGUACGGCUAUGGACCACCCCGUGGUCCAUCCGCUGCAACGGUCGGCAGUCCCUACUAUGCUGGGAGCCGUGGACCUCCACCGUCCUGGGCACCUCGGAGCCAUCCAUAUCAGGGUUAUCCGAUGGCGUUUGUUGGCCCUCCGCUUAACGCCAUCCGGCCGGGCAUGAUACCUGGCGACAUGUAUCGACCACCGUUCUGUACACCCACCAUACCGACCGUGUCGGCCGGCGCAAACACCGAUGCAAACAGUUCCAAAUCUCAGGUGAAACAAGUGGGCAAUGUGCUGGAAAUAGUUCCGUCCAGCACACCGCUUACAUCCGCCUCAAAGUCAUCCGAUGGCAGCACCGUACUGAGUGAUCCAUCCGCCACUGCGGGCACGCAGGGUUCACAGGAGACGGCCCAUCUAGCCCCGAUAGCCGAUAGCGAACAACAGCAGCAACAAACCGCCGCAUCAUCCGCGCUCGUGACACCGAAAAUUUUUACUGCCGAAGAACUGCAGCAGCGCCACGACCGUCGCCAGGAGCUGAAGAACAAAAUACGCACCGAGCGGGAGAAGAAGCGCGUCGAGAAGAAUCAACGAAAGGAACGGUUGCUGCAGGAAAUUAAGCGUCUGCUUGGACCAAAGCUGAACGCUGGCACAUCAUCCACGUCGACGGACGCAUCCGCAUCCGGUACGGGCGGUGAUUCCGUUGAUGUGGGUGCGAUUGCUGGUGGUACCGGUGGUAGUGCCUCAUCCGACGAAGAGUUCGAGACGAUUCCGCAGGCUGAUCUGAUCGCAUCGCUCAGUCGCUCGUACGAUAAAAGUAUUCUCAAAACGGCCAAACCGAACGUUACCGGAGGCGCUUCAAUUUCGACGAAAAAGACGGUUCUAUUUGCGGAUGGUGUAGCGCCCGGUGACGAAUCGUCCUCAUCCGGCGAAGAAACGAAGGAACGGUCCCCGAACAAACUGUCGACCGCGAAGCAGCGGAAAAAGAUGCGCCGUCUGCGUACGCUCAAGAUCUCCGGCAAGAAGCGACUGAUCGAUAGACUGAAACAACCGGAACUCGACGAGGAAGCGGAAGACAUUGAUCCCGAGCUAGAGAAUCUGCCGAUACCACCAGCACCGCCCGGUUCACCACCACCCGAGCUGCAGCAACCGCGCUGUCUCAAUCCUCCGGUCGUACGUAUGAUCGAUUUCCGCGAAGGUGGCUUCCACGGUAUCGGUCUUACGCUGCCGGGCAUGGUUCCGCCGGCAAUGCAUCUGCCCGGUGCAAACGGUGCUGGGGGAGUUGUGCCCGGGAUGCCACCACUGCCAGUACCACCCGUGUCAAUGCCGGUAUCGGGUCCUGUUUCGCUUCCCGCUAUGUCUGCCGGCUAUCGGCAUACAAAUCUACCGCCGCACCAUCUGUUGCCUUCGCAUCUUGGUGCACAACGGCCGGCCUCACCACACCUACACCAUCACGCCCAUGCACCGCCACCACCGCACCAUCUCUAUCAUCAUCCGCACGGUCCGGUUAUGGUGCCGCCACCGCAUCUUGCCGUGUACCCAACCGGACAACCGCUGCCAUCGUCGGCACUCAUCACGAUCAGUGCGAACAAAAAGCGACCGACCAGCGGCACUGGAAAUGGUGUGCAUCCAAUCGAAUCAAUCGUAUCGACCACACCAACACCGAUAGCGAGCACGGCCGGUGGUGGCAGUGCAAUGUACGACGGAACACCGCCGGCGUGAUCGUAACCACCACCCGCAAAGUUAAACUGUGUGCCGAAGCACAGUUGCUUCGGUGCUGGCACGCAUGUAUUUUCUUUUGCAACACACGAAAUGCGUUUUUAACUUUAACUUCAAAACACAUACACUCGUUUGUGGUAACACAUCCCGUUUUUAGUCGUGUAUGGGUUUCGUUUUAGAUACGUUUUAAUUAUGUAUAUUGUACCCCGUCACCUUUUAGUCAACCCGCAUUGCGCGCCUAGGAACUGGGCGCGAAUCGCUGAAACGGAAGCCCCAGAACCCUGGAGUAAAAAUAUAUAGUUUAAUUGGUAGAAUAAUUUAGCGCAACAUGUUUACUCCGCAAGGCAGGGACGCUGGCAAUGGUCAACGAACAACCGAACAGCCAGUAGUAUACGCCGAGAUCGAAGCGUGUUUCUGAGAAGAAAGCAAACCACAUCAUGCGCUGAGAGGUUUUUCGUUUUUCUUCUUUCCGUAUUGCUAACACACGGCACACCGUGGUUUGUCGAGUUUGCCUGUGCUGUAGAUGACGUCAAAGAAUUAGUUAAACAUGUGUACGAAUGUGGUAGAUUCAUUGCUAGUUCGAUAAGAAAUGCAGAAUACUGUAUAUA
Anopheles moucheti is the source of this 6205-nucleotide messenger RNA. RefSeq names its product serine/arginine repetitive matrix protein 2-like. Gene Ontology annotation, cellular component: cytoplasm; cytoskeleton. The record is from RefSeq and is a predicted model, not a curated record. Lineage: Eukaryota; Metazoa; Arthropoda; Insecta; Diptera; Culicidae. Gene Ontology annotation, biological process: cortical actin cytoskeleton organization; actin filament network formation. The transcript is spliced from 4 exons. Bases 405 to 5600 code for a protein of 1731 amino acids. Gene Ontology annotation, molecular function: actin filament binding.